Messenger RNA from Prorocentrum cordatum, 448 nucleotides. Lineage: Eukaryota; Dinophyceae; Prorocentrales; Prorocentraceae. The record is from the annotation of a GenBank genome assembly.
AGGCGAGCGCCGCCGCCGAACGCGAGGAGCUCCAGAGGUCCCAGAACGCUACGCGCAGUGAGGCGUCGGAGCUGGACGCCGCCAGGGCGGAGCUGCGGCGCCUCAAGAGCCAGGUCGCCCGCAAAGCCACACACGAGGUACCCCCAGCGCCCGAGGCCCUGGACGCCGACGACGGGGAGGAGAGGGCGGCCGCGGAGGACGCGCUCAGGGAACCAGCCCGAAAAGUCGCCAGGGGGCUUCGGCCGCCGCGAGGCACGUCGACCAGCGGACCGCCGCGGCCGCCACCGAGCGCCCGAGGCCCGCGAGGACCGACAGUGCGCCGCUGCCCCCCCCGCCCGCCGCGGCGACGGCCGAGCCGGCGCGCGGCGACGAGGCCGGGGCUGACGCACAGCGCGCCGCGGACCUGGACGCGCAGCAAGCGCUCGCCGCGGCCCGUGCCCGCCCGCCG